UUCCCAUACUAUCCCCUGGCAUGUCAAGUUGCAUUCUGAAACUCCAUGGGACAAGACUGUCUUUUCAAGUCGCUCAAGGUUGGCCCAACAUCACAAAUCUUAAACGUGGCCCUAUCAUUUUUAAAAUUCCGUCUUCACAUAAGUAAUCGCCCCGACAAAUGGCAACGCCAACUCUCAAAGCAAGAAAAGGAAAAAAAAUCGCUUUCCUCACACUCCCAUUCUUCCUUCCUUUCCUGAGUGAAGAAAAGAGACAUAGGAAUUAACUCACCACAGAUUUUCACAAGACACUCUUAACACCACAAAAUCCAAAACCGAAUUCUCAUUUUCAUCUUGUUCUAACACUAUCGUUUCUCUUCCAUAUCUAUUUCCCUUGCCUACACCAAACUUUUCUGUCCUCCUCUGCCUAACCUCCUUUCAAGGUACCUAAAUAGAAUUAAAUAACCUCUUUAUCUCUUUUUUUUACCUAAAUAAAAUUAAAUAACCUCUUUGUCUCUUUUUUUUUUUUUUUUUUUGUCUUUCUUUCUGCACCAAUAAGUUUACAUGGUACGUUUCACUACCUUCUACUUCAGUUUUUCUUUUUUCGGACUCCAUCGACCUGGUUCUGUCUUUGAUCUUGCCUUAGGGUCUUGAUAAGAACAGUGUUUAUCCUCUACCCUUUUGCUUUAAAAUCUUGAUGUUCACUCUAUUAGUUUUUUUUAUUCAGGUGGUAUAACUUGUCAGCUCUAGAUCUGUUAUUCUAUUGUUGUUUCUAUUACCAAGAAGGGCUGUACUUUUUGAAGGUAGUUAGAUAGUAAAAACCCCAGAUACUGGAAAUUUUCAUUGAAUUAAUCGGUUGCGAUCUAUCAUUGUCUUGAAAUAUGCAAACAAGAGUUGGGUCGGUUGGGUCGGUUGGGUCAUUAGAUGAAGGCAAGGAUCCUGUGGUAACAACUAGGACAAGCCAAUCUAGGACUUUGCCACUAAGAGUACUUCAGUUAUUUGGUUUAUUUCUUGCUCUCUGUAUUGCCUUUUCGAUCAUUAGUAUAUAUACAAUCCGGCGCUUUGGAAUUUAUAGUGUGGUAACUACAGUUAAGUCUAAUUUUGUGCCUUGUGUUGAAGAACCAAAUAGUUUGGAUCAUUGGAGAAAACCUCCGUCGAAUUUGCUUCACUCAAUGAGUGAUAAAGAGUUAUUAUGGAGAGCAUCUUUCGUGCCUCAGAUAGAGAAGUAUCCAUUUAAUAGACUUCCGAAGAUUGCUUUUAUGUUCUUGACCAAGGGGCCAUUGCCACUUUCUCCUCUUUGGGAGAGGUUUUUGAAGGGGCAUGAAGGGCUUUAUUCUGUCUAUAUUCAUUCGCUGCCAUCCUUCAAUGCCGAGUUUCCUCCUUCUUCAGUUUUCUACAGGAGACAAAUCCCAAGUCAGGUGUCUGAGUGGGGAAAGAUGAGUAUGUGUGAUGCUGAGAGAAGGCUCCUUGCCAACGCCUUGCUUGACAUAUCUAAUGAAUGGUUUAUCCUCCUCUCUGAAUCUUGCAUACCUUUAUACAAUUUCAGUGUCAUCUACCACUACAUAAAGAAAUCCAAGUAUAGUUUCAUAGGUGCAUUUGAUGACCCUGGACCAUUUGGUAGAGGACGUUACAAUGAGAAUAUGGCUCCUGAGGUGAAUGUCACCCAGUGGCGUAAGGGGUCCCAAUGGUUUGAAAUUAACCGAAAGCUUGCAGUCAACAUAGUGGAAGAUAUUACAUACUACCCAAAGUUUGAACAGUUCUGCAGACCAGCAUGUUACGUUGAUGAGCAUUAUUUCCCCACCAUGUUAACAAUUCAGGCACCAAACCUCUUAGCAAAUAGAAGCAUCACAUGGGUAGACUGGUCAAGGGGUGGGGCUCAUCCUGCUACAUUUGGUAGGGCGGACAUUACAGAAGAGUUCUUCAAGAGACUCUUCGAAGGUCAUCAGUGCAGGUAUAAUGAUCAGCUGUCUUCGAUUUGUUUUCUUUUCGCCAGAAAGUUUGCUCCAAGCGCUUUGGAGCCUUUGUUACAGGUAGCACCAAGGGUGUUGGGCUUCUAACUUCCAAGUGAUGAAUGAAUAAAACCUGACAGUGCCAGAUUUAGAUCCUGAAGCAAAAUCUGAAGUGGAGAUUGGGUCGAUGAGACUAUGGUAGCAUUCCCGGUACAUUCUAUGAUCUCAUUACGUAAAUGGGUCUUCUUUUUUGUCUUUUGCUUUUAUAAAUUUAACCCUCAUCAGUCAUAUGAUAUGGUUUCUGACUUUGUAUACUCUCCUAAUUCUUUGGCACUCCCAAAACCAUUCUGUAUAUACAGAAAAUUGACUCCCAACGGUUGUGGUAUAUUCACAUUUUUGUAUUAAGAUUAGAAUAGUUAGGACAUUAGAUAGUGCAUUGUAUUUUGGUUUGUGCGCUUUUCACUACCCUCUCUUUUGGGAUUAGGUUGAACUUAGAAUAUGGCAUCAUGUAAAAACGUUGGCUAUGAUUAUGAUUGAAUGAUUUGGUAAGGGAACAUAAUUAUGUUAAAAAUGCAUUUUCUUCCUUAUUAUACUAUUAGCGGGGUCAGAUCUUCACCAAAAUUCACCCAAAUAUCCCUUUUUCUUCUUUAAU
Durio zibethinus is the source of this 2577-nucleotide messenger RNA. RefSeq names its product glycosyltransferase BC10-like. Gene Ontology annotation, cellular component: membrane. The record is from RefSeq and is a predicted model, not a curated record. Gene Ontology annotation, molecular function: glycosyltransferase activity. Lineage: Eukaryota; Viridiplantae; Streptophyta; Magnoliopsida; Malvales; Malvaceae.